Molecule: messenger RNA, 786 nt
Organism: Closterium sp. Yama58-4
Lineage: Eukaryota; Viridiplantae; Streptophyta; Zygnematophyceae; Desmidiales; Closteriaceae
Source: the annotation of a GenBank genome assembly
AUGCCUGACAAUGUUUGUGAUGAGGGAUGGAAUGAGGCGUGGAAUGAGGUGUGGAAUGAGGCGUGGAAUGAGGCGUGGAAUGAGGUGUGGAAUGAGGCGUGGAAUGAGGCGUGGGAUGAGGCGUGGAAUGAGGCGUGGGAUGAGGUGUGGGAUGAGGCGUGGAAUGAGGCAUGGAAUGAGGCGUGGAAUGAGGCGUGGAAUGAGGCGUGGAAUGACGGGUGGGAUGAGGCGUGGAAUGAGGCGUGGAAUGAGGCGUGGAAUGAGGCGUGGAAUGAGGUGUGGAAUGAGGCGUGGAAUGGGGUGUGGAAUGAGGUGUGGGAUGAGGCCUGGAAUGAGGUGUGGGAUGAGGCGUGGAAUGAGGCGUGGAAUGAGGCGUGGAAUGAGGCGUGGAAUGAGGCGUGGAAUGAGGCGUGGAAUGAGGCGUGGAAUGAGGCGUGGAAUGAGGUGUGGGAUGAGGCCUGGAAUGAGGUGUGGGAUGAGGCGUGGAAUGAGGCGUGGAAUGAGGCGUGGAAUGAGGCGUGGAAUGAGGCGUGGAAUGAGGCGUGGAAUGAGGCGUGGAAUGAGGUGUGGAAUGUUGUGGGGGUAGGGGAAGAGAUUCUUGAGAGUUUAUAUGGCAGUGUUGCCUCUCUGCUGCCAUCAUCAACCAAUCACCAAGAAGGGAAUGGAGGGGGGGGAAGGGGAAAAGGGGUGGGAAGGGCGAUAGGGGUCAGGGCAUAUCAGCACAGGAGGGCGAAUGGGGCAUGGAGGGGGGGACUGAGGGAGAGCAGAUUGUCAUGGUGUUGCUAA